Ectocarpus sp. CCAP 1310/34 is the source of this 4272-nucleotide messenger RNA. NCBI's taxonomy places the organism in Eukaryota, Phaeophyceae, Ectocarpales, Ectocarpaceae. The record is from the annotation of a GenBank genome assembly.
AUGCGGAGCUAGUAGAAGCAGAGAAAGAAGGCGGGCGAAGGAGCCAAAGGGGAGCCAGAGUUAGGAACUCCCAGCGUGGUGCAGGCCUAGGAAGAGAGCGAAAGAAGGCUACGUGCAAGACAGCACAAGCACAGGGGAGCAGCGGGAGGACCCGAUUGUACCGAAUCAAGAACUUGGCGAAGAUAGUUCCCCUGGUGUUGGUGACUCUCAAGACCCUCCACCCAUGAUGAACUCCAUGCGCGAGACCGCCUCCCCAGAGCCCGAGGCCGGAAGGAGAUCGACGAGUGUUGACCUGCUCUCCUCGGGCACCCUGGUGCCAACCAUGUUCGGCGCGUCGCCGCCGCCGCCAUCGUCUACGACAAUAUCGCCGUCGGCGUCCCUGGAGGCACCGCGUGCGGGCGCGGCGGCAGCGGUGCCGGCGACAACGGGAGCGUCUGCCGCAGCGACGCCCCCGACGCCGCCACCGCCGCCGCCGCGCCCGGCGGCGGCGAUGCAGGGUUCCGCGAGCGCCGCCGCCGGGACGCCGCAGUGGCCGUGGCUGUUGCCUGACCGGGAUGCGGCUGCUGAUGCGGCAGAGGCGGCGGGCAACGAGACCGAUCUUUUGCUCUCGUUCUCGCCCGCGGGGUCCCCGAGAACGAGCCCGAUCGAACGAGGGAGAGCUUUGUCGGCGGUGCCGGCAUCAGUGUCGCCGUCGGCCGCUACUUCCUCGCACCGAAGGGGAUCAUCGACGCCACCGCAGUUGGGGGUGCAGGAACAGCACCAGAUGCUGAGGGGCUCGUUCUCGAUACGAGAGGCGAUGUUCGAGAGCGCCGCGGCGGCAGCACCAGCAGCUUCGCCGACCCGGGGCCCCGAACGGGAGUUAUCGUUUUCGAGCCGGGACGCCCCGCGUCUGCCCUCGAUCGGCGGCACUCACCCCGAACGCCUCGCCGCGGCAGAAGCGUCGGGGGCGGCAGCAGCCGCGGUGGAAGACGCGGAAGCAGCGGCGGGAGCGCAGGCGGCGGGUGAGGCUGCCACAGCGUCAGACUUCGCAUCUGGCGGCGGGCGCGGGCGUGCGGGGGGGAGAUCUCCGCGGCCUCGCCUGCACGGACGGCUGGACGCGACAUCGGCGGCGGCGGCGGCGGCGGCGGCCGAACGCCCGCGAGCGGUCACCGCUCGGGGCGCGCCGCAGGAUGAGUCUCUCACUGCGGAGCAGGCGCAGGCGAUCAUCGACGCGGCGGACAUGGCGGCCGCUGAAGCGGUGGUCGCGGCUGCCGAGGCCCAAGAGGCGAUCGCCGUCGCCACGGCCACGUCGCCGUCGAGGACGGCGUUGGGUAUUGUGGUUGCGGCGGCGGCGGCUGGGACGGAAACGGGGACCGCGGCGGCGGCGGUUUCGCAGCGGGAGUCCGCCGUGCGGCGCACCUUGCGGAUUAUGACCGCCGACGACGGGGACGAUGCGAUGGCGGUACGCGUGCAAGCGCCACCAGCGAUAAGACGCGUGCAAGCGCCACCUCCUCAGCGAGCGGCGGCGACCCCCAGCGGCGGCGGUGGCGGCAGCGGUGGAGCGACCAUGUCGGAAGAGGAGGAAGUGGCGGCGGCAGUGGCGGCGGUGGCGGAGCUGGAGGCGAGGGACCGGCUGAGUUUUGGCUCAGUGAACGUCGAAGUGGCAGGCCCGGUCGUCGAGCGGGGACGGGCGAAGAGCGGCGCGGGAGGAGCCGGAACUUUGAGGUGUGCCCUGUGCAUGUCCACCAACGUGUCAGUCGUGCAUCCUCCUGGCGGCAACAACCGUGGGAACCGCAGCAGCAGCAGCAGCAACAAGAACUGCCGCAACUGCUGGAGAGUAGUGUGCGAUGACUGCGUCGGGACGUUUUGGGCCAGGAACAUGGUGCCGCCUCGCUACGCCUCUGAACGUGACGGUUUCAGGAUGCGGGUUUGCAAGACCUGCAACGCGGCGAUGGAGGCGUUCCGGACGGCGCUCCUCCUGGGGCGGGCGGAGGACGCCAUGUCCGCCUAUAGCACCGGCUGUGUUAACCUUGACCGCCCGUACACCGUCUUCCACGGCGAGCUUCCCGUCCACUGCGCUGCAGCGGGUGGCAACGUGGGCCUCCUGUCUUGGCUGGUUGAGGAGCUGGGCUGCCCGAUCUUCACGGACAGCGAUAAAAAGGUGCCCAUAAAAGACCUGAGGUCGCUGACGGUUCUCGGCGCCGCGGCGGUGAACGGGCAGGUGCAGGCCAUGCGCUACCUUGUGAACCAGCAGGGCUGCUCCGUCUCGGAGAUCAAGCACCUGCCGACGCUCAAGAUAGCUCUUGACGCUUGCCUACAUGGCUCCGCCAAGACAAGGGACGCCGAGCGUAGCCGCUACAGAGCGAACGGCAACGACCCAGACCCCCUCGGAAGUGCCGGAGGCGUGUGUUUCGGCAGUCGUUCAACGGCGAGCCUGACGACCGCUGCGGCAGAAGUCGAGACGGACAACUGCUGCAUCGUGUGCUUCGACAACGAGGUGGACUGCACGCUCGUCCCGUGCGGGCACCACUGCUGCUGCAUCACGUGCGCGUCCAAGUUCAGCCUCUGCCCGGUGUGCCGCACUACCGUCACCCACAAGAUUAAAACCAUCCCGGUGUGACGCGCUUCCCCCGUUCCCGUGUUCCGUCUAGAACUUGGGGGCGAUUUUCCCAUGGGUCGCGGCUGCUGCUGCUGCUGCUGCUGCUGCUGCUGUGUCGCGUUGUCGGCAAAGCAAGAUUCACGAACGAGUUGUUGAGCACCCGAGCAGGAUGCGUGGUUAGUGUGGGGGUGCUUUCUGUCGGGGGGGGGGGGAUGCGUGCGUGAAGACCAGGAACGACUCCAGCGCGCGAUGUCGAAGGAUUUCCUCCGAUUGGCACACGCUGCUGGAAGCUUCCAAAGGCUGCAACUUGCUCUGCAUCUAGGGUUUUAGUACAUGGGUGCCGCCAUCGAAGUUCUCUCGGUCGGCCUGCCUUGCAUUGGAGAAUUUUAGAAUAUUUACUCGUUUGGCAAGGGACGGGCGUUGCAUGUGGGUAACAAACUGCAGAGGUUCGGUGUGAAGAACUCCGAGGUUUUGUAGUGAUGGCGGCGUUAUUGUUGAUCGGUAAUCGGCGGAACAGCAUCAAAUGCCCCCCCACCGUUAGAAAACAAUCCGGCGAGAGACUGGGCGCAGAUGCCCGCGGUAUUGCCGUCAUCUUUGCGGUGGUGCCAUCCCCAUCAUUUCCGCCAUCAUUCGGGUGGCGAUCAUUUGUGGUAGUGUCCUUUGUGUGCUCUCUGUUUUGUUUUUUACCGCCUUCUUUGUGCCUGCGGUGUACAUGGCUAGUAGAAUGGAGAAUAAAAUGUUCCAUGUAUUUUUUCGUUAACCACCGUAUUUUGCCUGCGGUGUUUGCGGCUUAUUUGUUGUAGCGGAUUUCGGGAAAAGCGUUAGGGUUUCAUCUCAUUGGAUGUCAUGCUGUCCUUGACGACACGCGGCUGGUCGGUACAAAGGGCACGACGUUUUUUCCCGCUCGCUUCGGUGGCAUUGACGCGCUGGUAUCACAUUCGAUGGAACUGUAGGUGUGGCAUAUUUCGUGGAACUGAGUAUGUGGUGGGGAUUCCCUGUGCCAGUUUUUUUUUCUGGCGGCCGAACGGGUGUGUGUGGGAUGUCUCCCGUUGGUGUUUUGAAGUUGAAUGUUUUCACGUUUCGGCGCAUGUGUGUUGGGCGCAGCAGCUGGCUACAUGAGAACCAAGCGUAGGCCGGUCACGGUAGCGCUUUGUGGUGUCCAAAUUCUAGUAGGUCGGCCGCAGAGGUGCUUUUGUCGUGUCAAUUCUCCGCCUGCCUUGCUCGCUGAUUUGUUGUUGCGUCUCGAGAAGGCUAGUCGGUUCGAUCGAUAGCAGGCCGACUAGCCUUCUCGGAGUAACGGAUCUUUCGGGUUGUACAAAGAUUUAAAUCAAAUAUCUUGUAAGCCUGGUGUGAUUAGCAUGUUCUUCUCAACACUUGGUCGUUGUAUAGGCUGCAACCCUUCGAUUGCGGGUGUUGUUUUCGAAGGGGUAGUCUCUGUCGUUGUAUGUAUGCGUGUUUCUGCAGUCAGUAGGGGAUACUCCGCACGAUACGUGGGCCCUUUUUUGUGCCGUCGGGGUUCCGCGGUGGGUAGAUAAAGUCGAGCCCUUGGUACCUCCAUGUCGUUCUACCACGUUAGCACCGACCGCAAUCCGGGCCGGGGUUGUUGCUUUUCUGCUGUCUGCAUGUGAUCGAUGUCAUAUCUUCGUUCGAGUAAGACAAAAACACUGAACUGAAUGAAUGGGCGGUGAGGCACC